AUGACAGAGAAUACAUCACUCCUUUGCGCUCAUAUUGACACCACCAAACUGAAUGAUCUGAAAAUCAAACUGCUAGAGCAUUACGGUUUGAUUGUUCAAGACAUCAGCAACAUCAAUUGCUCGUUCGAACGUGCGUUAUCCCUUUGCCUAUUCGGAAAUGAAGAUGAAGCUAGAUCAAUUUCAUCAACCUUGAACAGUCAAUAUGAAUGGUCGACACAUGAUCCGUUAAAUCAGGAUCAGUUGUACAUCCUGCUAGCAAGUGAAAUUUAUGGAAUCACCAUCUACAUUCACACAGCUCAUUCCGAACAAGUUUAUCAGACAGACGACGAUUGUCCAGUUGUGCAUUUAGUGCGGCUUCAAUCAGUCGAUGAAUCUUGUGUAUAUCUACCAGCAGGAAAAGCCUCUAUGCUCCAAAAUAACCAUAAAAUCAAUACGUCAACAGAUCACACAAAUGACCAAGAAACAUUGAAUUCUUGCAAAAAGACGUCGUCCGGAUCGCGUUCUAGUCAUUCUAUGGAUGCAUCAACAUUCGACAGUCAUUGCUCAUUGAAGAUGAACACUCAGACAAUUGAAUCCGAUGGCAACUGCUUUUUCCGGGCACUGAGCUAUCAACUUACUGGUGAUCAGGAUGGACAUAUGGUUUUACGCGAAUUGAUUGCAGACUACAUGUCGAUCAAUCGUGAAAUUUACGAAACAACCGUAGAUAAAGAACAAUUCCAAUGUUGGAACGAUUUCAUUCGGCAAAUGCGUCUAAAGGGAACGUUUGCUGAUGGCACUACUGUUGCUGCAUCGGUGAUGUUUCUUCGUCGAGAUAUUGUUGUUCAUCAACGCGGACAGCGUCCACUGAUAUUCAAAACCUCAGUACCCGGUCCUAAUGACCGACAAAUCCAUUUAGCUUAUGAUAGACCAAUGCUUCACUAUCACGCUCUGUCAUCUGUUGACUCUGAUCAACUUUAUAUUGACGAAGCUGAAUGUAUAUCUGCUUAG
Molecule: messenger RNA, 987 nt
Organism: Adineta ricciae
Lineage: Eukaryota; Metazoa; Rotifera; Eurotatoria; Adinetida; Adinetidae
Source: the annotation of a GenBank genome assembly